This is a messenger RNA of Paramecium octaurelia, 1120 nucleotides long. The record is from the annotation of a GenBank genome assembly. NCBI's taxonomy places the organism in Eukaryota, Ciliophora, Oligohymenophorea, Peniculida, Parameciidae.
AUGAAUUAAAGAAAUAAAAUUUAAGGUUGUUGUUCUAACUUAUCCUUACCAUAAUUGACUAAGAAAGUAUAAUAUCAACCUCUAAAAUUAAGACUGAUGAAAAUUGCCUAAAAACCCUUAAGUAAAUAAGUCCAAACAACGCUUUUAAAAAAAUUGGUGAUUUUUAAUGUUGUGGAGCAUCAACCUCAUAAAUAAAUAAAGCAUUCGAUAAAUUUUCUGACUCAGAAUAUAAAAAAGGUAAGGUAGGUGACAAAUCAAGAAAAGACCUAUGUAGUAGAGCACAUGUAUAUCAAUAAUAAAAAAUUGAGGAUUAAUUGACAAAAUAAAUUUAAUAUAAUGAUUAUUUUAUAGGAGGAAUUAAGGAAAUUUUAAGUAAAGAAAUAAGUUCUUAAAAUUUAAAAUAAAUGUGUAUAGAUUAACUAAACCAAAUCUACAAAAAUGUAACUUGCAAAGACUAAACCUUUAUUUCUAAGAAAUAAAUGCAUAAUAUUGUACUAACUAAAAAAUAUUCGAUUGCCAUUGAUCUAGAUGAAACACUUGUACAUUCGGAAGAGUUAAAACCAAAUAGAAGAUACGAUUUUUAAAACCUUUAAUUUGGAACAUUCAUCAGACCUUAUUGCUCACAGUUUUUAUAAACUUUAAAUAAGCAUGCUAAUUUAUUCGUUUUUACAUCCUCAAAUAUUAAAUAUGCAACAACUGUAAAUAUCAAUUAAUUAUUGUUUAAGAUAAUGCAAAUCCUAGACCCUUAAAAGGAUCUUUUUCAAGGCCUGUUCUUUCGAGAUCAUUGUACAAUCUUACAGGAUAACACUUAAGUGAAAGAUAUUAAAAUAAUUAGUAGUGACUUAACCAAAAUUAUCUUGAUUGAUAACAAUCCCUAAUGCUUUAUGUAUUGAUCAUAAUUUAUAGUAAGACCUGAACCUUUCAAUGGAAUACCUAUUGUGCCCUUUCUUGAUAAUAAAGCUGAUAAGGAACUUUUAAUUUUGUCUUAACUUAUAGAACGAGAAAUUUUCACCUCUGAAGAUGUGCAGCAUGUUAUCAAGAGAUUCUUUUAAUUCUAAUAGUUUAGAUAAUUUGAGAAUGGAAUGUAAGCUUAUUAGAUUCUCUAUAAUUGAUUUUUUUU